CCGCCCGGGCGGCGCCGCGGGCUCCGGUUGAUGCUGCGGGCCUGCCGCCGCCAUCCCGCUGCUCCUCGGCCGCCCCUCGCCAUGCUGGGAGAGAGCCCGGCCGCCGCCCGGCCGCUGCUGCGGGCGGGACCCCCGCUGGCGCUCUGCUACACCUCGGCCCUCCUGGUGCUCGCCCUCUCCGCGCUGCCCGCUGGCCGCGCCUCCCAUCCCCUGCCCGGCUCCGAGUGCCAGGGCGGCGGCAAGGGGAAAGGCAUCAACUGCUCAGAGUUAAAUGUAAGGGAAUCUGACGUAAGAGUGUGUGAUGAGUCAUCGUGUAAAUAUGGAGGAGUGUGCAAGGAAGAGGGAGAUGGCUUGAAAUGUGCGUGUCAGUUCCAGUGUCACACGAACUAUAUUCCAGUUUGUGGAUCAAAUGGAGACACUUACCAAAAUGAAUGCUUCCUCAGGAGAGCUGCUUGCAAGCACCAGAAAGAGAUAACAGUGGUAUCAAGAGGACCUUGUUAUUCUGAUAAUGGCUCUGGGUCAGGAGAAGGAGAGUAUGAAGGAUCUGGCACAGAAGUUCAGAGAAAACACUCAAAAUGUGGAGUUUGCAAAUACAGGGCUGAGUGUGAUGAAGAUGCAGAGAAUGUCGGGUGUGUAUGUAACAUAGACUGCAGUGGAUACAGUUUUAAUCCCGUAUGUGCUUCUGAUGGAAGUUCCUAUAACAAUCCGUGCUUUGUCAGAGAGGCAUCAUGUCUGAGGCAAGAGCAGAUUGACAUCAGGCACCUUGGCCACUGCUCAGAUGACACAAAUGCAGUUGGAAAGAAAGAUGAUGGCAUGCAGUAUCGGCCAGAAGUGAAAGAUGCCAGUGAUCAAAGAGAAGACAUUUACAUUGGAAACCACAUACCUUGUUCAGAAAGCUUCAAUGGUUACUGUAUACAUGGGAAAUGUGAGUUCAUUUAUUCCACUCAGAAGGCUUCCUGCCGGUGUGAAUCAGGAUAUACUGGACAGCACUGUGAAAAGACAGACUUUAGUAUUCUUUAUGUUGUCCCAAGUAGACAAAAGCUUACGCAUGUCCUUAUUGCAGCAAUAAUUGGAGCUGUACAGAUUGCCAUUAUAGUUGCAAUUGUCAUGUGCAUAACCAGAAAAUGCCCCAAAAAUAAUAGAGGACGUCGGCAGAAGCAAAACCUAGGCCAUUUUACUUCAGAUACAUCAUCCAGAAUGGUUUAACUUAGUGCUUUUUAUACCUACAUUGACCAUGUGAUGUACAUUUUUAUUAUAUCUUUUUUUAAAGAAUGGAAAUAUUUAUUUCAGAGGCCUUAUUUUUGAACAUUUUUAGUGUCACAAUGUUGGUCUGUAUUCUGAAAGCAUCAGCUCUAACAGCUAUGGACUGCUUUAGUAUCUUUACUUUUAUGUUUUUGAAUACAGUAGUUCAUUUUCUGUAUCUGUAUCACAUGGUUAUAUAAUAGACUUGUGCUUUAUCCAUGGAAUGUAAUAUUUUUGGGAAUACAGAUUUAUUCCAACAAUGGUUGUAGACUUAAAAAAACCCCAACAAACCAACAAAAUAAGUCCACAUUACCUAAAAAACAAGGCAUGAACUAAAGGUAAAAAUGUUUACAGCUUACUUUUCUUAUGAGGAACUAGAAAACACUGUGUUUAAAUACCGUAGAUAUUUAAAUGUUUUUGGAAGUUAGUAACUGAUUUUUUAGACACUGCCUAUCGCAUGAACUGUGAAGCUGUGUGCUGUGUGUAGUUGUAACAUAUUUAUAAAAUGUGUGGGCUGGGUCUAAGCACUGCCAUCUUCAGUAAUAAUUCCAACAAUUUAUUUUUAAAGACGAAAAUUAUAAAUUUCAUAAUUUGGGAAGUUACCUGGUAGGACAGAUGGCACAGGUCCAAAAGAAGUAGGUCUUAAUAGAUUUAGGUAUUAUAAAAAUUGGUGUUGAAUAAUUGAACACAAAUAAUUGGAAUAAAGCCUACUUUAUCACUGUUAAACUGUUUUAAUACUUCUUAAACUUUUUUAAAGAAAAUACAUGUUUUAACACCUACAAUACAGAUUGUAUAGUGUUUGUGAUCAAAAUAAAAAAAAAUAAAAGUGAAUGAAUUACUAGUGCUCUUGUAUAGAGUAUUUUCAAGAGCUAAAGAAGUCCAUCCAAAUUAGUCUGCUGGUCAUCGUUAUAUUAAUAGACUGUUAGUUGUCGUUUGAAAGAUCCCAAGAUAAAGUGUGAAUAGGAUGUGUUCAGCUGUUUUAACAUGUAGUGUAGGCUUUCAGAAUUUUGCAUGUAGGAUUUAAUAAUUUGUUCAAUAAAAAAAAAAAUGCUUUCAACAUUUUGAACUGGAAAAGCAUGUCACAAUACAACGUUUUCACUA
Molecule: messenger RNA, 2343 nt
Organism: Melospiza georgiana
Lineage: Eukaryota; Metazoa; Chordata; Aves; Passeriformes; Passerellidae
Gene: TMEFF1
Product: transmembrane protein with EGF like and two follistatin like domains 1
Exons: 10
Coding region: 31-1206 (391 amino acids)
Molecular function (GO): protein binding
Source: RefSeq, a predicted model, not a curated record